AUGGACCUCCUGCUCCCUCAGCGACUGGCCGGCGUUGAUCUCCGAACAAGCGAGUCGUUUGACUGCGAAGAAGGCUUCGGCCAUGGGCCCUUCCAGAAGAGGAUGCUCCUUCUGAUUCUUCUGGGUGCCUUCUUGCUUAAAUGUCAAACUAUUGUGGUGUCCGUCGUCACCGGUGAUGUCGACCAUUGGUGCAAGCCGCUCGCCGGCUUCAACAUCUCUGUAGCCGAUUGGAAAAAUAUCGCCAUACCUAUCGAGGCCGAUGGACGCUUCAGCCGCUGCCGCGUCUACGAACGUUGCAAGCCACCCGCAGAACUCAGCAAUUCCGUUGAGCGUGGGAAGACUGGCGCGGGACCUGAAGUGGCCGGCCGGUGGUACAACAAGUGCUUUUUCAACGACCAUGAACCCCAAGACAACGACACACGCGACGCGCCCUGCGAAGAGUGGGACUACGACGUUCGGACAGCCGAGACCAGUGCGGUGAGCUUCUGGAACAUGGUGUGCCACCGACGUUUGAUGCCGGCCGCCCUUGUCACCCUGCAGAACACUGGUGCAGUCGUUGGCCUUGUCCUGGUCGGAGCCCUCGUAGACUACGUCGGCAGAAGAGCCUGGCUCCUCGGCUCCGCUGUGGCAGUGGUGACGUGCACGGUAUCCACCUUGGUGGCGACAAGUUAUGUGCAUUACGCUGUGGCACGUUUCCUUAUCGGGGCCAGUGUCGCCGUACACACGGUUUUCACCUUCCUGAUCCCAUUCGAGGUAAUGACGCACACGCACAGGCCACACCAGGUCCUCUUUCUAGCUGUUGUGGGUUCGGCGCUGUGCGACAUUUGGAUCAUCAUCGUCAAAUCUAUUGUCAUCAAUUGGCAUCUGAAGCAGAUCAUCUUCCUCGCUCCGACGGCUAUCCUGCUGCCUGCUUUGUCUACAGCACGAGAGUCACCCCGUUGGCUCGUCGCGAAAGGAAGGCUGGACGCAGCAGAAACAGUCAUGAUGGAGGGGGCCAAGACAAACAAUUUCCCGAUUGCGGUCACGGCCUGUCUCGUGGAGAAGCUCAGGGAACAGAUCCAGAACCACGUGGGUCAAGAAGGCGCAGACGCAGACGAGUUGAUCGACUGUCGCUCCCUCCGACGUCGAGCGUUGGCAAUGUUCGCGGUAUGCUUUUCGGUAUCGUUCGUCUUCUACGUCAACGCUUUCUCCACGGCGCAAUGGAGGGGAUUCUGGAUACCGGGCCUCAACGUCGCCAUCACACUGUUGACGUACGCGGCGAUGCACUUCCUGAUGACCGGCGUCACCCUUAUCACAGUACUUACCAGUUGCUUCCUUCUGACGGGCGUCAUCCAAUGCGCGAUGAGUAUCACCGCCGGCGCUGGACUCGCCACCAUCACCAAGGUCUUGCUCGUGUUAUCCAAGGGCGCGUCCACUGUGAUUUACGUCCACUGUUUCACGUAUGUCGCUGAGCUGUUCCCAUCGGCCGUGAGGGGUGGCGCCCUCUGCUGGGCAUUCGCCUCUGGACGUGCCGCGGCCAUGUGCGCGGCAGUGACUUUUGUAUUGAAGCCGACCGGACAUGAAGACGUGGUAUUUGGCGUGACGGGACUGUUCCUUUUCGCUUCUCUGCUUGUCAUUCGUGCCCUGCCACGCACGACUGUGGUGGAGGAAGCAAAAAUCGUGGCCAGGGACGCUUCGGACUCCACUAGAAUUGCCUUGGAUCACAUGAAGCGGACCUUGGAGCAGCAUACGUGGCAAAAGACGACCAAGACCGCAAGCUUGGAGAGUUCCAAGUCCUCCGGCAAGAAGAGUCGAAAAAGCGUUGGCAGCAGCAGUCUGGGCAGUUCUAAGUUACGCCGUGGAUUUAGCACCAACCGCAUGCAGAUUGAAAACGUCCCUUUACCACUUCUUGCCUGCAAUGUGGUCAGUGUGGGUGCAGGCCUAUCUUCGAAAAAACAGAGUCUGCACUGGAGUAAGCGUGUAGGCAUGCAUGGCACUCCAUUGAAGCGUACCUUAUAAAAAUAAUGCAGACAUGAGGAUCAGUAGAAUGUCAAUCAUGAUUAAUAGCCUUCACUUCAUUUGCUUGAUUUUUUUUGACAUUGCUUGAUGUGUGCGUAUUGUUCUUGUAUAUAUAAUUGAAUAAAAAAUUCAGUUGCAAGUCAAUGCUCAUUUUGUGUUUUCACUGGCCUUCAUACUUUGUGCACUGUUUCUAGUCUUUCAAUAAUGCAACAACUCGCCCCGCUCUCAAUUCUCCUAGCCUCAGUAUGGAAGUUUAAA
Dermacentor silvarum is the source of this 2256-nucleotide messenger RNA. Its product is annotated as solute carrier family 22 member 7. Lineage: Eukaryota; Metazoa; Arthropoda; Arachnida; Ixodida; Ixodidae. The coding region runs from base 1 to 1998 and encodes 665 amino acids. Gene Ontology annotation, molecular function: transmembrane transporter activity. The record is from RefSeq and is a predicted model, not a curated record. The transcript is spliced from 2 exons. Gene Ontology annotation, biological process: transmembrane transport. Gene Ontology annotation, cellular component: membrane.